Messenger RNA from Annulohypoxylon truncatum, 630 nucleotides. RefSeq names its product thioredoxin-like protein. Gene Ontology annotation, cellular component: mitochondrial large ribosomal subunit. NCBI's taxonomy places the organism in Eukaryota, Fungi, Ascomycota, Sordariomycetes, Xylariales, Hypoxylaceae. Gene Ontology annotation, molecular function: structural constituent of ribosome. Bases 74 to 487 code for a protein of 137 amino acids. The transcript has 3 exons. The record is from RefSeq and is a predicted model, not a curated record. Gene Ontology annotation, biological process: mitochondrial translation.
UCUGAAUCUUCUACUCCAAAAACCAAAAAAAGAUCACGACUGAGUAUCGUCACCAAGUCAAAGGCGCAACAAAAUGACAAUCAGGGCAUUGCAAAAGGUGUCCGUUGGACAGAAUGGCAUUGGCGCCUUCAUUUUACAAUGCAAGAAGAUAGACGUCCAUUAUUGCGACUAUUCAGGAAGCUCCAGAGGAAUGAACUCCUUCAUUAAAUCUCAAUUAUCCAAAUUCGCUUCCGCUCAUCCUCAGAUCGAAUUCACCGUAGCUCCUCGGCCGCAUAAACACCCGGUGCUCAUCGGCCACUAUAUCAACGGCAAACAAAAGUCCAUAUGCGUGAAGAACAUGGAUUCGCUCCAAAUACUCAAGAAGGUGCAAUUACUACGAGAUGCGAGCGGGGAGAAGAUCAAGAAGGUCAACAAGCCAAUCACAAGUAUCAACGAGAGUGUGAGAGGAGUAUGGAGUCCUUACCACGGCAGUGGCAUGCCAGUAUAAGAAAUACUAUGGAGGGUACGGAGAGAAUUAGCAACCUUGUAUAACUACGAACAGAUGUAUAACACGGUUGAAGGCACAUAAUAUCACGAGACCAAGAACUUAGCCCGAAGAAAGCUUUUACGAAUAAUCACGAGACAAUUCUA